Messenger RNA from Hyphopichia burtonii NRRL Y-1933, 909 nucleotides. Its product is annotated as class I SAM-dependent methyltransferase. Lineage: Eukaryota; Fungi; Ascomycota; Pichiomycetes; Serinales; Debaryomycetaceae. Bases 1 to 909 code for a protein of 302 amino acids. The transcript has a single exon. The record is from RefSeq and is a predicted model, not a curated record.
AUGACUGACUACCAGCUGUUGGCAUCACGAAACUUAAAACAUUUCAGCGAAGACUUUGUUAGCAAAUACGAUGAGAAAGAGUCGAUCCAAGCAUUGAGCUUGGUGAUGGCAAAAUCGCUUUUGCAAUUCGACGUAAGUGCCCCAAGAAAGACACUUGAAGAAAGUAACAGCAUUAUUGGAGAUAGCGAUAAAUACGCCUCUGGAUUAACAGUUGAAAAUACCUUACCUCCACUUCCUACUUUCCACCAAGACUUCCCGAACUCGGUCUUCAAGCCAGGUAUCACCUUGCUUGACUUUGCCUGUGGAACCGGGUUAACAACAGAAAAAUUAGUACCAUACUUGGAUUCAAAACAAACCCCUAGUGAGAUUAUCGGAAUCGAUAUCAAUCCAACGAUUCUCGAUUUCUUUAACCAUCGUGCCGAAAAAAACUCUUCGGAAGGUGUUAGAAUCUCCUCCUACGUGUACGAUAUACUCGAUGAAUCAAAACAAGAAGAAUUGGAGAAAUUUAAAGGUGUUGCCGAUGUCAUCAUUUGUACUCUUUCCUACCACCAUUUGAUCUACGAGGAAAUCACCAACAAAUUGGCAGAAUUCUUAAAACCCGGAGGCUGGCUCUUUGUCUACGAUUUCUACAAUGAAGACGUGGAAAAACUCAGUAAAGAAGACAGUUCAGUGGCUCAUAUGGGUGGAUUGAAAAUUGAUAAUAUUAACCAGACUUUCAAAUCUGCUGGGUUGUCCAACGUAUCAAGUGCUAGAGAAAACCGACUCUGGACUUGGACAGAAAAAGUCUUUAUUGAAAGCCACUUCAGCGACGAAACCGUCCAACAGCUCAAUGCCGGUAAAAUCAAACACCGGGACGACGUCUACAUGGUAUCAACCAGUUUGAUAUUGGCAAUUGGCCAGAAAACUUAG